AUGCCAAUGUUACAAGAUCCAUCAGUGAAAUAUAAGAAAUUUCCAAAUGUUAAUUUACCAAAUCGUCAAUGGCCAUCAAGAUCAUUAGAUAAACCACCAAGAUGGUUAUCCACAGAUUUAAGAGAUGGUAAUCAAUCAUUACCUGAUCCAAUGUCAGUUCCUGAAAAGAAAGAAUAUUUUAAAAAAUUAGUUGAUAUAGGAUUUAAAGAAAUUGAAGUUGCUUUCCCAUCAGCUUCUCAAAUUGAUUUUGAUUUCACUAGAUUUGCUGUUGAAACUGCUCCUUCUGAUGUUUCAAUUCAAGUUCUUUCCCCUUGUCGUCCUGAAUUAAUUACAAGAACUGUUGAAUCUUUGAAAGGUGCUAAAAAGGCCACAGUUCAUAUUUAUCUUGCUACUUCUGAUUGUUUUAGAAAUAUAGUAUUUGGACUUUCAAAAGAAGAAAGUAAAGAAUUGGCUGUUAAAUGUACUAAAUUAGUUAGAUCUUUAACUAAAGAUGAUCCUUCAACUGCUGGUACAGAUUGGGAUUUUGAAUUUUCUCCAGAAACUUUUUCAGAUACUGAUUUGGAUUAUGCAGUUGAAGUUUGUGAAGCAGUUAAACAAGCUUGGGAACCAAGUGAAUCAAAACCAAUUAUUUUCAAUUUACCUGCAACUGUUGAAAUGGCCACUCCAAAUGUUUAUGCCGAUCAAAUUGAAUAUUUUGCUACUCAUAUUACUGAGAGGGAAAAAGUUUGUAUUUCUUUACAUCCUCAUAAUGAUAGAGGUUGUAGUGUUGCUGCUGCCGAAUUGGGUCAAUUAGCUGGUGCCGAUAGAGUUGAAGGUUGUCUUUUUGGUAAUGGUGAAAGAACUGGUAAUGUUGAUUUAGUUACUUUGGCUUUAAAUUUAUAUACUCAAGGAGUUGCACCAAAAUUAGAUUUUUCAGAUAUAAAUUCAGUUAUUGAUGUUGUUGAAAGAUGUAAUAAGAUCCCAGUUCAUGCAAGAGCUCCAUAUGGUGGAUCACUUGUUGUUUGUGCAUUUAGUGGAUCUCAUCAAGAUGCAAUUAAGAAAGGUUUUGCAAGUCAUGAAAAGAAAAAGGAAAAAGCUGGUGGGAAAGAAGUUCAUUGGCAAUUACCUUAUUUACCAUUGGAUCCAGAAGAUAUUGGAAGAACUUAUGAAGCUAUCAUUAGAGUAAAUUCACAAUCUGGUAAAGGUGGUUCAGCUUGGGUUAUUUUAAGAAAUUUAGAAUUGGAUUUACCUCGUGGUUUACAAAUUGCAUUUUCUAAAGUUGUUCAAUCAAGAGCUGAAAUUAAAGGUCAAGAAUUAACUAAUGAAGAAUUAUGUGAAUUAUUUAAACAAGAAUAUUUCAUUGAUUAUGAUGAUGAAGCACCAGAACAAUAUUAUAAAUUAGUUGAUUAUUCUAUUUCUUCUCCAAGUAAAGGUAUUAAGAAAAUUCAAGCUGAAUUGGAUGUUAAUGGUGAAAUUGUUAAAAUUGAAGGUGAAGGUAAUGGUCAAUUAUCUGCUUUUAAUAAUGCCCUUUCUAAAUAUUUGAAUAUUGAUAUUGAUGUUAAACAUUAUCAUGAACAUUCUUUGGGUGAGGAUUCAAAUGCUAGAGCUGCUACUUAUAUUGAAGUUUCAGUUGAUAAAAAAGUUACAAGAUGGGGUGUUGGUAUUCAUACUGAUGUUUCCCAAGCUUCUUUCUUAUCUUUAAUUUCCAUCUUGAACGGUUUACAUAAAAAUAAAAACAUUUAA
Molecule: messenger RNA, 1722 nt
Organism: Candida tropicalis MYA-3404
Lineage: Eukaryota; Fungi; Ascomycota; Pichiomycetes; Serinales; Debaryomycetaceae
Gene: LEU42
Product: Leu42p
Exons: 1
Coding region: 1-1722 (573 amino acids)
Biological process (GO): L-leucine biosynthetic process
Cellular component (GO): mitochondrion
Molecular function (GO): 2-isopropylmalate synthase activity
Source: RefSeq, a predicted model, not a curated record